This is a messenger RNA of Pangasianodon hypophthalmus (striped catfish), 3084 nucleotides long. RefSeq names its product somatostatin receptor 2a (gene sstr2a). The record is from RefSeq and is a predicted model, not a curated record. The transcript is spliced from 2 exons. Lineage: Eukaryota; Metazoa; Chordata; Actinopteri; Siluriformes; Pangasiidae. Gene Ontology annotation, cellular component: neuron projection; membrane. Bases 362 to 1540 code for a protein of 392 amino acids. Gene Ontology annotation, biological process: neuropeptide signaling pathway; cellular response to glucocorticoid stimulus; cellular response to estradiol stimulus. Gene Ontology annotation, molecular function: neuropeptide binding; somatostatin receptor activity.
AGCGAGCGCGAGGUGCUGUGUGCGUGUGUGUGUGUGUGUGCGCGUGCGUGUGUGUGUGCGUGUGUUUGCACGCUGCGCAAGGUGGUGUGUGUGAGUGCUGAUAUCCAGAAGCAGCCCAGGAAUUUUAUUUGAUCAGUCUUUCCUAAAGCAGAGCGGGACAGUGAGGUUGCCAUUAACCAAAACAUUGGGAACUGGUUUCUCCAUCAACAGUUUGAUAAGUUUAACAGUGACUGAUCAUCAGUAAAGUGAAGGACUCUGGAAACCCACGGACAAGUGAAUGGACGAAGUGAUGUUUUGUGAAUUUGUCCAUGACGAAUGAGGAAUUAAAUGAUCUACUGCGUCAAAGGUUUGACGUGAUGGUAUGGACUCCUAUAUUAUAAACCAAAAAAGCUCUUCUGAAAUGGUAAAAAUGGAGUCAUGGACAUUACUCCCUGCUCCCCCUAACCUUUCCUUUCUUGAGCCUCUUCUUUAUGACAGCUUCUUCCCAGGCAAUGAGUCUGCCUUUAGCCCAGAUGAUUAUCCUCCCAAUGCCUUUGACCAGACAAGCACUGUGGUUAUCACCUUUGUGUACUUUGUGGUGUGUGCUGUUGGACUCUGUGGCAAUGCACUGGUCAUGUAUGUGAUCCUUCGCUAUGCUAAAAUGAAGACUGUCACCAACAUCUAUAUUCUUAACCUGGCUGUUGCAGAUGUCCUGUGCAUGCUUAGUUUGCCCUUUAUUGCAAUUCAGCUAGCAUUGCUUCACUGGCCUUUUGGUGCUGCCAUUUGCCGUAUUGUCCUUACCAUGGACUCUCUGAACCAGUUCACCAGCAUUUUCUUCCUGACCGUGAUGAGCAUUGACCGGUAUCUUGCAGUGGUACAUCCAAUCAAGUCCACUAAAUGGCGCAAGCCACGAGUGGCCAAAACUAUCAGCCUUGCCAUGUGGGGGGUGUCACUGCUGGUUAAUUUGCCCAUUAUGAUCUUCAGUGGCCUGAACACUAAUAAGAAUGAGGCACGGACAUGUACUAUGCUGUGGCCAGAUCCUCAAAAUACCUACUACACUGCCUUCAUCUUCUAUACCUUUCUCUUGGGCUUCUUUCUGCCGCUUAUUGUUAUUUGCCUGUGCUACCUGCUCAUCGUGAUCAAGGUGAAGUCCUCAGGUGUGAGGGUUUGCUCCAGCAAGAGAAAGCGCUCUGAGCGCAAAGUGACACGCAUGGUAUCCAUUGUGGUGAUCGUGUUUGUGCUCUGCUGGCUACCGUUCUACAUGUUCAAUGUGGCAUCUGUGACCAGCACACUCAUCCCUACACCAGUGCUGAAGAGCACCUUUGAUUUCGUAGUGGUACUGGGAUACGCCAACAGCUGCGCCAACCCCAUUCUCUAUGCAUUCUUGUCGGAUAACUUCAAGAAGAGCUUCCAGAAUGUUCUUUGCCUCAAGAGGGUGGGCGGCCUGGAUGAAAUUGAACGUAGUGACAGCCGGCAGGACAGGACACGGAUGGUCAAUGACAUCAUCACAGAGACUCAAAAUGCUGCCUUGCUUAAUGGUGAUCUGCAAACAAGCAUCUAGGAUUGGUCAGCAAACAAGCAUCUAGGAUUGGUCAGGAGAUCUGGAUUUACAAGUAAAUGAUAACCAGAACUGCUAUAAAGGAUACACUAUAUUUCAGUAUCAGAGAUUUCACUCUACUUGAUUUAGACCACAUUUGGGAAACCCAAUAAAAUGCACAGGAAUGGUUAAUCCAUAAGUAACAUGUUUAAAUCUGUUCAUUUUAUGUCCAAAGUCCAUUUACAAUAUUGACUACGAAGGGGGAAGGUAUUCAGUUUGAUGAGGACCCCUACUACCCCUUCUGUGGACACAUUUGUGAACAUACUUUGAGGAGACCUGAAUGUUCCAGAUAAAGAGGCCACAAUCAUGAAGAUACAUUGAGAAUGCCACUCAACCACUGUAGAUAGCCACAUUUGUUUGCAUUGUGUUUCUGCGCGCAACCGCCAUAACUGUUACUGUUUGUUCAUAUCUAUUGCUGAAGAAAAGGUCAUUGUCCUCAUAAGAUAAACAGAAAUUAGCUCUCAAUCAACACAAGGUUGGCUUGCAAAAACUCUCAGUUAUGAUGUUAAUACUUCACUUUAGAAGGAACAUUAGAAGGAUAGAAGUGUAAAAUGAAGAAUAAUAUUGUUCAGACAUACCAUCAUUAAAUAAAUAUCUGAAUAGAAUCUAAAUACCAUCCAGACCUGAGAAUUACACAUGUAAUUUUAAUAAUAUGUAAUAAACCAUAUUAAUAAAAUGAAUAAUCUAUUAUUCAUCUAAGCUCAUUAUAGCAAACAUUAGGCAAAGGGCACAAGCAAAUUACAGAACUCAUUAAAAUUUAAUGACUGCAACAGCAAAACAGCCUUAGGCAAAAUAGUAUUAGCUUUUUUAUUAGCUUCAAACUAUUUUUUGUUUGUAUAUUAUAUGGGAAAUCAUUUUAUGGAAGCCACAUGGUGGUGACUUUCUGUUAUAUUCAUAUUACAUUUAUAUACUUUAAAAACACCUCUCAGUCAUUGGUGUCUAGAUGCUUCUAUAUUGUUUAUUUAGUCAAGGUUUGCUGAGUUAGAGACAAUUUAAAAAAAAGAAAAAGAUCAGUGAUAUAGAAAAAGAAAUGAAAAGAGGGAAUGAGAACAAUAUAGGCUGUGGCCUAAAGUAAAUUGAGGGUAUACUUUAUCAGUCUUUGACUGCAAUAUUUGAGAGAAAAUGUCAUCAUUAAAGGAGUCCUGAUUUUACAAAAAACUUGAUGACAUCCAAAAAAUUAAAUAGAUGAAAUAUUAUUGUUAUGAAUGAGCCUGUAACGGUAGAUGCUUCAAGAUCAUUGGACAUGCAAUUUCCCCUUUAGACAAUGAUACUGGCUAAUCAAUCAAAUGAGAUACAUCAUUAAAGACUUUUCCAGUAUUCAAAAUAUUAUACAUGAAUUCUGAAGAAGAUGCAGAGACUCAAAGUGGGAAAAAUGCUCACAAAUAUCUGGUGUGCUUGUGGUCAGUCAGAGAACUUUAACAAUAAUUCAUUAACAUGUCUGUAAAAUAAUGUGCAUAUAUAUAUAUAUAUAUAUAUAUAUAUAUAUACUUUGUAUGUGUGAUUGUGCA